AUGGCUCCUCCGGCCCCUCUCCGCGGAGGCCUGUCACCUGCCCAGUGGGGGGGCGAGGGGGCGCCUCAAUCUGAGGAGGGCUCAGAGGUAGAGUCUGAGCCGGACCUGCCGCUGAAGAGGAAGCAGCGCCGGAGUCGGACCACGUUCACCGCGGAACAGCUGGAGGAGCUGGAGAGAGCCUUCGAACGCACCCACUACCCAGACAUCUACACCAGAGAGGAGCUAGCACAGAGGGCCAAGCUGACCGAGGCCCGCGUCCAGGUGUGGUUCAGUAACCGGAGAGCGCGCUGGAGGAAGCAGGCGGGAGCCAAUCAGCUGAUGGCGUUUAACCACCUGAUCCCCGGCGGCUUCCCUCCCUCCGCCAUGUCCAGUCUGCAGCCCUACCAGCUCUCUGAGACGCCCUACGCCCCCUCCUCCAUCGCACAGGAGGCCCCCAGCACAGUGCACCGGCCCCAGCCUCUGCCUCCCUCGUCCGGACACCAGAGCUCCAGCGGGACCCAGGGUGAGGGCACCGCGGCCUACUGCCUGGCCCCGGGACGGCACUCCUUCUCUGGUUACGCUGACAGCUUUGUGAGCCCUGGAGGACCGGCCAACGCCAUCAACCCGGCUCUCAGCAACGGACUCUCUCAACAGGUGAUGGGAUUACUGAACCACGGAGGAGUCCCCCACCAGCCUCAGAGCGACUACGCCAUCUCCCCGCUCACUGGCGCCCUGGAGCCCUCUGCUGGUGUGACGUCAAACUGCAGCCAGCGUCUGGAGCAGCUGAAGGGUCUGGAGGGUCUGAGCAGUGUCCCCACCAUGGCUGCCCUACCCUCCCUGCCCAGCGCACAGUCCUACCACCCCCCCAACCCCUACACCUCCUCCGGCCCCUACACUAUGGAGCACGUGGGGCACUACCAGUACAGCCAGUAUGCACAAAGUGCCCUUCCUUAUCUGAGGCCUGAGAUCACCUAA
Molecule: messenger RNA, 954 nt
Organism: Knipowitschia caucasica
Lineage: Eukaryota; Metazoa; Chordata; Actinopteri; Gobiiformes; Gobiidae
Source: the annotation of a GenBank genome assembly